Oryzias latipes (Japanese medaka) is the source of this 1583-nucleotide messenger RNA. RefSeq names its product LIM homeobox transcription factor 1, alpha (gene lmx1a). Gene Ontology annotation, molecular function: RNA polymerase II transcription regulatory region sequence-specific DNA binding; DNA-binding transcription factor activity, RNA polymerase II-specific. Gene Ontology annotation, cellular component: nucleus. Gene Ontology annotation, biological process: regulation of transcription by RNA polymerase II; neuron differentiation. The record is from RefSeq and is a predicted model, not a curated record. NCBI's taxonomy places the organism in Eukaryota, Metazoa, Chordata, Actinopteri, Beloniformes, Adrianichthyidae.
GAGCUAACCUGCACCUGCAGGAGGAGUAUGCCUCCGUCCUCCUCCUCCCCUGAUGGAUGGACCUCCGUCUCCAGUGGAGGCGAACUCGGAGUGGAGGAAGGAACUUUUACGCAGCGGCGCUUUGGACAUGAUCUGACUGACGUCUGAGGACCUUUUGUAGUCUGAAAGCGGCGUUCUAUAGCUGACAUGGACAGUCCGGCCUUAUCCUUAGAUGCGCACCACUGGGUGGUGUGCGUCGGAUGCCAGCGGAGGAUCACAGACAGGUUCCUGCUCCGGGUGGCGGACGGCCUUUGGCACGAGCGCUGUGUGCGGUGCGCCGCGUGCGGAGAUGCGCUCAGGAACUCCUGCUUUCUGCUGGAGCGCAAACUUUACUGCAAGAGAGACUAUUCGAGCCUGUUUGCGGUUCACUGUGGGGGCUGUGCAGAGGCCAUCUCCCCCUCAGAGCUGGUGAUGCGCGCCGGAGCUGCUGUGUUCCACCUGAGCUGCUUCACCUGCAGCGUUUGCUUCCACCACUUGAAGACCGGAGAUCGCUGCAUCCUUCAAGACGGGCGGCUGCUGUGUGCUCGAGAGGACUACCACCAGCUUCAGGCCAGCCCGCCGUCCUCGGACAUUGGUAAAAGUGGUGAUGAUGAAGAGGAGGAACCGUCUGCGAAGGUCAUGGACAAGCCAGGCCGAUCACAUGAUCAGGAGAACAAACGUCCGAAGAGGCCGCGCACGAUCCUGACCACGCAGCAGAGGCGCACCUUCAAAGCGUCCUUCGAGGUUUCAUCCAAGCCUUGCCGGAAGGUAAGAGAGACCUUGGCAGCAGAGACCGGUCUGAGUGUGCGGGUCGUGCAGGUCUGGUUCCAGAACCAAAGAGCCAAAAUGAAGAAACUGGCCAGGAGACAGCAGCAGGAUCAGCAGCAAACAACCCAAGAAUGUUGUGAACGUCCAUCUCACCACACAGCGCCCUCCUGUGGCAGUUUGACCUCUGAGAUCAAGCGUGUGGAAUGCUCCUUCACUCCUCAGCUGCAGCAGAUGGUGCUCACCACGCUGGAACAGCAGGACUGGGACGCAGACCCCUUCAGGCAGGGCCUGACCCCACCUCAGAUGCCAGGAGACCACAUGCACCCCUACGGGCUUAAGGUCUUGUACGGAGACAUGGACAGAGAGCCUCUGUGUUGUGCGUCUGACAGUGAGUGCCUCUCUCUGGGCGACUCCUCUCCACUCACUCCUAUUGACCGACUCUACUCCAUGCAGGAUUCAUACUUCACCUCUUGAGGGGUGAGUUGGCGUAAUGGGAAGCGUGACAGACAGCGGAAAGAGCUCUCAUCUCCAAAGUGCUUGGGUACUUCAACGAAUGGAUGUCAAAAAGGGACAUGAUAAUGCUGGGAUGCAGCAACACGUGCACCUCCGUGGAAAUGUUGCUGCGUUGCUUCUGAUGCUGUGAAGUUAGCGUCGUAUUCUGUGCACGGAAAGAGCCUCUCUGCCGAUUUGUUAGAUUCUGCAGGAAAGUCGCUGUGUUGUCUUGUAAAAAGCUGAAUUUGUAUUUAUUCUCAUAAUGUGUCUGAUGAUUUUCUUGACUUAAAAUAAAAUAAAAAAAC